Molecule: messenger RNA, 377 nt
Organism: Gigantopelta aegis
Lineage: Eukaryota; Metazoa; Mollusca; Gastropoda; Neomphalida; Peltospiridae
Product: protein PXR1-like
Exons: 4
Source: RefSeq, a predicted model, not a curated record
GAAGGAGAAGGAGGAGAAAAAUAAAAAAAGGGAGAAGGGAGAAGGAAAGAAAAGGGGAGGAAGGGGAACGAAGGGAGAAAAAGAGAAGGAGAGAGGGAAGGAGACUCAAGGAAAAGAAGAGAGGAAAAGAAGAAUGGAAAGGAAGGAAGAAAAGGGAGAGACGAAAGAAGGAAAAUGAGAAAGAAAGGAGAGGGGGGGAAGGGAGAAGGGGUAAUCUGAGAGAGAGGAGAGAAGAAAAGGAGACUAGAAAGAGUGAGGGGGACAGGGAACUGGGAGGAGAGAAGCGAGACUCCAAGAUUGAGGGAAAGAGGAGGGAAAAAGAAAGAGAAAAAGAGAAAAGAUGGAGAAAAAUAACAGACUCUGAGAGUCAGAGAUAG